UUCAAAUUAAUUAAAAGAAAUAAUUUUAGAAUACUCAAACUUUGAGUAAUAGUUCUACUAACUUUAACAUGUAAAGUUGCUGUAACAAAUUGUUCGUUUUUGAGUAACUGGAAAUAACAAUUAUUGAUUUCGAAGAACUUUAUGGCAGUGUGACGUACGUGACGUCAUGGCGCACGUCCUUCAGAGACGUUACGCCACUGAGUUGAUAGGUAAUUUCAAGAUGGCCGUGCAUCGCGAGCGGAGCUGUUUCCAGCUUUCUAAAAGUUGCAGUGGACCAAGUGGAGUUCUGUGAGAAAACAAGGUGAAGUCCUACAUUGUGGUCAACUGACUAUUCAGAAGGCACCUUUUAUAAGGUUGGUGGCUCCAAUAUGACCUGGAUCUGUAAGUUGUGCGCAGCUGCUUUCAACACAAAAUCAGACUUACUCACUCACUAUAGGCUGCAACACAGUCACUAUUCCAGAAUCAGCCCUCUUCCCUGCCUCUACAGUGACUGCAUUUGUACAUGUCAAACAUUUCCUGCACUGAAAGCACAUUUAUCAAGAUGUCACCCAGAACAACCAGUCAGUCAUUCUCUGCAUAGUCAGGGUCCUGUGAUAUUUAAAUGCCCUUUAUGCACAUUUCAGCAGCCCCUUUCUCAAUCUGCUGUUUUCAGUCAUCUUCGUAGGCAUUUGAAAAACCAUGAAACGGUGCAGUGCCCAUAUAAGGAUUGCUCAUACGCCACAAAUGUGUACUCCUCAUUCAAUACACACCAAAGUCGAGAACACCAAGCAGAUCUUGUGGCAGACUUUCAAACUGAGAUUGCCAGUGAGGAUCCAUGUAAUCUGGCCAGUGCUUCAGAGGAAACUAGUGAAGAAUGCCCUGGUCCGAGCAGGGAAUUGGAGAAUGCGGAUCAUGUUGAGACAGUCAGUCUUAGAAAUCAGCUUAAAAAGUAUGUGUCGUCUUUGUUCUUGAAGAUGCAGGCUAUCCUACAUAUCUCCGACACUGCCACUCAGGAAAUAGUAGACCACUUGAAUGAAGUCUUCUCUCUAUCUGAGCCACUGAUCAAAGAGGCAGUUCAUGAUGUACUUACAAAAAAUGGUCACUGCAUUUCAGAAUCUGCACUAAGUGAAGUUGUUGCUGCUAUCAUGGACUGCAAUGUUCUGUCUACUUCAACUUGUAAAGGUGCUGAGUUGAGUUCCUCAAAGCGCAGAAAAACCUUUAUAGAGCACAACUAUCCUUGUGUAAUGCCAGUGGAGUACCAGUUGGAGCCUGGCCAUGCCAGCAUGUAUGUUCCUAUACUUUCGAUGAUUCAAGAGCUGUUUAGAAGCACAGACAUUCUUAAGAAAAUUUCUGAAACAGAUACUGCAUUCAAUCAAUAUGUUUCAUGCGCCAAUGGCUCUUACUUCAUGGAAAAUGAGUUGCUGUCAACUGGGGAUCUCGUCUUACCACUCCAGUUGUACAUUGAUGAUUUAGAACUUUGUAAUCCGCUUGGUACAUCACGCAAAAUUCACAAGGUGUGUGCUGUAUAUUGGGUCCUCGCUAAUCUUCCACCAAAAUACAGGUCAACAUUACAUGCUAUACAGUUAGCAAUACUGGUAAAAGUGACAGAUCUCCGCAAGUAUGGAUAUGCAGCUGUACUUGCUCCAUUGCUGCGUGACGUUCAUACUUUGGAAGUGGACGGUGUGUUCAUUGAAGGACUUGGCCAAAAUGUCAAAGGCACUGUCUUUUGUGUGUCUGCGGACAAUUUGGCCGCUCAUGGACUAGGGGGUUUUGUAGAGUCUUUCAGAUCAGGCUGUGUUUGCAGAUUCUGCUUGGGCUCAGUUGAACAGUAUCAAGAAUCCGAAGUCAGAGAUGAGAAGUUUGCUCCGAGAACUAAAACCAGCCAUGACCUGCAUGUGCAAACAGUUAAGGUAAGUGACACUUUGAGCAGCCACUUUGGUGUUAAAGGUGGCUGUGUCUUGCAGGAGUCUCUGGAUUACUUCCAUGCUCUCACAGGGUUUCCUCCAGACAUACUCCACGAUCUUUUGGAAGGCAUUGUUCCAAUGGAGCUCAGUCUUUGUCUUAAAGAGAUGAUCCGACUGAAGUACUUCACUUUGGACUUUUUGAACAACAAGAUUACCACGUUCCCGUAUCAACAUGCUGAUAAAGUGAACAGACCUCAGCCUCUUUCCCAGGCUUCUCUUUCUCGGGGGACAAUAGGAGGUAAUGGGCAUGAAAAUGCUACUCUCCUCCGACUUCUUCCGCUGCUUAUUGGCAGUGAAGUACCAGAGGGGGAUCGGGUAUGGGCAGUUUUAAUGGAUCUCAAGGAGGUUGUGGAGCUGGCUUUGUGCCCAUCAUUUACAGAUGAAACUGUGGACUAUUUGGCUUUCAAGAUCAGUGAUCACAGACGGGCACUACUUGACGUUUUCCCCGAGGUAAGGCUCCGCCCAAAGCACCACUAUGUGGAGCACUAUCCUGCCUUAAUUAAAUGCUUUGGGCCCCUCCUGCAUGUUUGGACCAUGCGCUUUGAAGCAAAGCACCGCUUUUUUAAAAGAGUGGUGCAUGACGUGCAAAAUUUCAAAAACAUUUUGAAGACCAUGGCAAUCAGGCAUCAGCAUAUGAUGGCAUACCAUCUUGCUUCACCAUCAUUUUUCAACCCAAACACUCAAGCAACCAGGGUUGACUCUGUUUUGGUUUCAUCACUACCAGAGGUUGCUCAACUACACAUCAGAGAACACACCACUACUGACACAAUCUUUAAGGCCUCAAAAGUGACCAUUGAUGGCACAGACUAUGUCUGUGGAAUGUUUCUGUGUGUAGGAGCAAGUGGUGGGCUGUCUCAGUUCAGCAAAAUUGAGCAGAUUUUACUUUGUAAUAACAAUGUGUCUUUUUUGUGUUCUGAUUAUGAAUCUUGGUAUGUAGAACAUCUACGUUCCUAUGAGCUGACUUUGCAAAAAAGCUUUUCUGUCCACAUACAGUCAAAUUUGAAUGACAUCAUCCCCCUCCCAGCAUACCGUGUGGACGGCGCUCUUAUUCUCACCCCGAAGAGGUUUAUACUUGUAAAACAACAGAGUUAAGCACAAUGACUACUACAUCCCUGCCCAUGUUGCUGAGAGUAGAGCAACCAGACCAGCCACCAAGGAAGCUGAAACUGGGCGCUCGACCUGAUUCUGUUGACUCACUAAUCCGGAUACUAAAACAUGAACUGGACCUCGACCUCGAUGUUGACCUUCUCUACGAAGACCCAGAUUUUGAUGGAAAGCUCACUGCCCUGACCGAUAUUAAUGAACUGCCGCAGAAAGCUGUUGUACACAUUACUUUUUCUCAAGACUCAAGCUCAGUUGCAUCAACAGUGUUGCUCUCUGAUGUCUCGUCUCCAGAGCGUCUGAGCAGGUGGCCGCCAGGGCCUUUUCCAAUCCCAAUGUUCUCAUUCGACGUAGAGCUGAAGCUGAGGGACGGAAAUGCUGAAUAUGAAAACAAGAACACCUACCUCAACUUAACCCGUGACCUGAAGCACAGCAUCUUGGAGAGUAUGGCUUCCACCAUUUAUGGUUUUA
Neoarius graeffei (lesser salmon catfish) is the source of this 3515-nucleotide messenger RNA. RefSeq lists its product as uncharacterized. The transcript has 5 exons. The record is from RefSeq and is a predicted model, not a curated record. Lineage: Eukaryota; Metazoa; Chordata; Actinopteri; Siluriformes; Ariidae. The coding region runs from base 369 to 3035 and encodes 888 amino acids.